AUGCUAGAACUUUGCGAAAUUAAAUAUUCGCACGUUGAGUGCAUCUCCGCCAUCCGCGGGGUACUGCAACUUUCUGAGCUAUAUCUCAAGGAGUCGGAUGUCAUUGAGCUGCUAGCAGAGGGGUGGCCGGACAUUAUAACCUUAACUAUGGGAGGGUUGGGGAAGACUGAAGAACCUAAUAGCGACACACACAGGAUUCAAGCAACAAUAUAUUGCUAUUUCGCCAACUGGCAGAAUAUCGGCCGUCUCUUAAGCCGCAACCCGUCUCAAGCCGAAGAUCGGAGGGUAGUAACUGAAAGCGCGUCUCUGUUCGAAGUCAUUCCUUCUCACGAUAUCAGUCUCACAGAUAGUGGACGGGACAAUCCUAUCUUUCUGAUUGACACAGAGCUGCAUUGCUCUAAGGCUAAAUGGCGUGGGGAGUGUAUUGCAUGGGCCGUGUCGGAAUUCUUCGAGGUUCUCAAGGACCAUUUUCUCCAGCUCCAGUUUAUUCUAAUUAAUUAUUGGCUAGUUGUGGAUGCCUACACUACUCUUGGCUUGGAUUGUCUAAAUGCGGUGCAAAAGGCCGCGGAUAAACAUUACCAUGUUGCUGCGGAUAGAUUGUCUAGAUAG
Molecule: messenger RNA, 609 nt
Organism: Trichoderma citrinoviride
Lineage: Eukaryota; Fungi; Ascomycota; Sordariomycetes; Hypocreales; Hypocreaceae
Exons: 4
Coding region: 1-609 (202 amino acids)
Source: RefSeq, a predicted model, not a curated record